CUUUUUUUACAGAACUUGGAAGAGGGGCACAGCUCCACAGUGGCUGCCCACUAUAAUGAACUUAAGGAAGUUGGUUUGCAGAUGCGUAGCCAAAGUCGAAUAUUUUACCUAAGAAACUUCAAUAAUUGGAUGAAAAGUAUCCUCAUCGGGGAAUUUUUAGAAAAGGUGCGACAGAAGAAAAAACGCGAUAUCACUGUUUUGGACCUGGGCUGUGGUAAAGGUGGAGACUUGCUCAAGUGGAGAAAGGGAAGGAUUAACAAGCUUGUUUGUGUUGAUAUCGCUGAUGUUUCUGUCAGACAGUGUCAACAGAGAUAUGAGGACAUGAAAACUCGUUCUCGCGGUAAUGAAUAUAUUUUCAAUGCAGAAUUUAUAACUGCCGAUUGUUCAAAGGAACUUUUGAUUGACAGAUAUCGAGACCCAGAAAUGUGCUUUGACAUCUGCAGUUGCCAGUUUGUCUGUCACUACUCAUUUGAGACCUAUGAGCAGGCUGACAUGAUGCUCAGAAAUGCUUGUGAGAGACUCAGUCCUGGAGGCUAUUAUAUCGGUACCACUCCCAAUAGCUUUGAACUGAUAAGACGCCUUGAAGCUUCAGAAACGGAAUCAUUUGGAAAUGAAAUAUAUACUGUGACAUUUCAGAAGAAAGGAGAUUAUCCAUUAUUUGGCUGCAAAUAUGACUUCCACUUGGAAGGUGUUGUGGAUGUCCCUGAAUUCUUGGUCUAUUUUCCUUUGCUAAAUGAAAUGGCAAAGAAGUACAAAAUGAAACUAGUCUACAAAAAAUCGUUUCUGGAAUUCUAUGAAGAGAAGAUUAAGAACAGCGAAAAUAAAAUGCUGUUAAAACGAAUGCAAGCCCUGGAGCCAUAUCCUACACAUGAGAAUUCCAGACUUGCCUCUGAGAAGGUGGAUGACUAUGAACAUGUGGCAAAGUACAUGAAGAACACUCAAGUAAAGUUACCCUUGGGAACCUUAAGUAAAUCAGAAUGGGAAGCUACCAGUAUUUACGUGGUGUUUGCAUUUGAGAAGCAGCCGUAAGCACGUGUGCAGUAGCAUCAGAACAGCUGUUGCAUCCUUACGCAGUUGUGGAUGAUCCAUCUGAGAUAGACUGGACAACUUUCCGUUUGCUGCUUUUCAUUUCUAAAUGUGCAGAAUGCUGCCUGGAAACUCCAGCGGAUAAAUUUGACCCUGCCGUCUGUGACAGAUGAACAUUUGUGUGUGUGUGUGUGUGUGUGUGUGCGCGCGUGUGUAUGAGUGGGGACCUUUACAAAUCUUACUUGUACGUAAUGUCCUCAGGAGUCCAUUUGCCUGUACUGUCUUAGCUCAUCAAAAUUGUAAUAGUACAUGUAAGAGCUGCUGACAUCGUUCCACGGUGCUCUGAUUUCCUCACUGUUUCUUUACGGUAUUAAAGUUAUUGCAGUGGUGGAAUUGAUGAGGGAACACACUGGUUUGGGUGUGGGUGGGGUGCGGUGUGACCAUUUCUGUAUUUUUGUUAUUAUAUAUAAUGUUUUUCGAGAUCAAGUGGAUAGCAUUCUGUGCAGGCUAAUGUACGUCUUCAAUAUGUGUUGCUGAGUUGUGGUUAAAACAAUUUUGGGCUGUCAUAAAAGUCACUUACCUUGGAAUUUCAGCCAGUUGUGACUAGUCAUUAUAAAUAGCAACUGCCUUAUUUGCUGGUAUGAUGCAAUUCUGGAACUAAAUAGAACUUUUUAGAUCACAGCAUAUAAUCUUGUGGG
Messenger RNA from Talpa occidentalis (Iberian mole), 1724 nucleotides. RefSeq names its product RNA guanine-7 methyltransferase (gene RNMT). The record is from RefSeq and is a predicted model, not a curated record. Gene Ontology annotation, biological process: 7-methylguanosine mRNA capping. Gene Ontology annotation, molecular function: mRNA 5'-cap (guanine-N7-)-methyltransferase activity. The coding region runs from base 82 to 1029 and encodes 315 amino acids. Gene Ontology annotation, cellular component: nucleus. The transcript is spliced from 9 exons. NCBI's taxonomy places the organism in Eukaryota, Metazoa, Chordata, Mammalia, Eulipotyphla, Talpidae.